Canis lupus familiaris (dog) is the source of this 3094-nucleotide messenger RNA. RefSeq names its product H2B clustered histone 18 (gene H2BC18). The record is from RefSeq and is a predicted model, not a curated record. The transcript has a single exon. Gene Ontology annotation, molecular function: protein heterodimerization activity; DNA binding; structural constituent of chromatin. Gene Ontology annotation, cellular component: nucleosome. NCBI's taxonomy places the organism in Eukaryota, Metazoa, Chordata, Mammalia, Carnivora, Canidae. Bases 144 to 524 code for a protein of 126 amino acids.
ACGAUAAUGUUGGAAAUUAACCAAUAAAAGUGCAGUCCUGUGCGAGCCUUCAUUUGCAUACAGGCUCUAUAAGUAGCACGUAAUCAAGCCCUUUGGAAGUAGUCCGGAUCGCUUUUGGUGUGUAAACGCUGCUAUUUGCAAAAAUGCCUGAUCCAGCAAAAUCGGCUCCCGCUCCCAAGAAGGGUUCCAAAAAGGCUGUCACGAAGGUGCAAAAGAAGGACGGCAAGAAGCGCAAGCGCAGCCGCAAGGAGAGCUACUCCGUCUACGUGUACAAGGUGCUGAAGCAGGUGCACCCCGACACCGGCAUCUCGUCCAAGGCCAUGGGCAUCAUGAACUCGUUCGUCAACGACAUCUUCGAGCGCAUCGCCGGCGAGGCCUCCCGCCUGGCGCAUUACAACAAGCGCUCCACCAUCACCUCCCGGGAGAUCCAGACGGCCGUGCGCCUGCUGCUGCCCGGCGAGCUGGCCAAGCACGCCGUGUCCGAGGGCACCAAGGCCGUCACCAAGUACACCAGCUCCAAGUAAGGGCGCGCAAAGGACGCAGUAGAGGCUACUUCACCCCAACGGCUCUUUUCAGAGCCACUUAAUUUGUCACAGAAAGGGGCUGUAAGCGCUCGCUAAAAGACUUGAGCUUUUGGGUAGGUGGGGUGGGCCUGUGAUCUCGGAAGCGUUUGGGUAUGGCGCUAGGUUAGGACCGUGGUUGUCGGAAUCUGGAAUCUCCCGGAGUGCGAUGGUGCCACCUAGUGGCACGGCUCUUACUAAUAAACUAGUUCUCAAAGUGAUUUUUUUUUUUUUUUUUAAGAUUUUAUUUAUUUAUCCACGAGAGACAUAAAGGCAGAGACCGGGAGAAGCAGGCCCCCUGUGGGAAGCCGGAUAUGGGAUUUGAUUCCAGGACCCUGGAAUCCUGACCUGAGCCAAAGGUAGACGCUUAAUCAACUGAGCCACCCCGGCGCCCCUCGAAGUGAUCUUACUUAGAUCUACGGAGUCCACAAUGGGAGCCUACGUACCAGUAACUGAGCAAGCAGGUUUAAUGAAGUUUAGUAAAGUUUUUAUUUGGGGGAGGGGCUGCUGUUCGACUUGGUUUCUUUGCCCAUAAACUGUGAGCAGGUUUCCUUAAGUGAGCUGAACUUGUUUUCAGCGUGCGGAUGGAGAUCUCCGUUUCCCACUCUCCACCGCCUUAAUGUCCUUAUUAAAAAUGUCUGGGUAUCCCAAAACCAAUGAUGCCCUAUGCUUUAGUCCUUUGGUCUGCCAGUAAGUCCUGACCCUAGCAAUCCUUGCCUAACUUUCUCAGCCUAAUGUCUUAACCAGAUAGGGAUUUUUUUAUUUAUUUUUGCCUCCCAUCCCUUGGGACAUUUAAUUGGACGCUAACCGGCAUUUAGUGGUUAAAGGCCAGGGAUGCUGAUUAACAUACCCUAAUGCAUAGGGCAGCCCCGCAGCCAAGAAUUCCUCUAACAUCAGUCCUCAGGCAGUGGUUGGCCAACCCAGCACCCUGGCUUCCUUUCUGUCAGGAUUUAAUUUUCAUUUGGAACAAACUUCAUCACCACCUAGCCAACAUUACUGCUCUUGGUGAAAGCUGAGCAGAACCCAUUUACUGUGAUUGCUUACACUCCACAGGAGAUGCUCUUUCUCUUCUCCAGGGCAAAGAACUUGUUUCCUCUAACCAUUUCCUGGUUCUAAGAGCCACCUUGGUGCUUGGUAAACAUUCCCAGGUGCUUCUGAAGUUUCCGAAUAGGUUGGAAAUGGGGGUUGGGGAGGUGGUUUUUAGUGUUCCCAGGUGUAUUUUUAAAAUGUUUGGGGUGCAUGAUGUGCAAAUGGCCACAGCUAAAAGGAGAUGAAUUUCUAAAGAUCCCUUAGUUCAAAACUUGCAUAACUCAAGACCUUUUGACAGGCUGGUGAAUGUUUUACCAAGUAAAACAUAGACCCUUAAGGUAAAAGGACUUCGUUUCCAGUUCAUUUGUCAAGCUUUGAAACUAAGCUAUUCUUGAUAAAUUUUAAGGAAUUUGCUUGACGAGUUUACUUUAAAUGAAUUUUAUUUAUAAUGGAAGAAUUCAAACAUCCAAUUACAGCUACCAAAAAAAGGGCUGAAUAUGAUUUAUUUUUUUCACUGGAAAAAAAGAUUUUCCGAGUCAUUUUCCCUGGCGAGGGGAAUGAUUCACUGAGAAUUUUAACUUCACAGUGAAAUCUUGUACAGCACACUUUAUAGUAGGGAAAAUUAAUAAGGGAAAAGGCGAGGGUGGUCUAUUUUCUCAAACCAUCAGAGACACCGUCUGGUCUCUCCUAGGAUCCUGAAGGAUCUCUUUUCCCUGAGGACUAGUGACCAUGUUUCUCUUUCUCUUGGCCCUUGGAAGUUGUUAAAGCAUCGUCAAUUGGCUCACCUAAUCAAAAGCUAUCAAUUACGACGAAAGGAUAAACUUCAACACCUCAUCCUGAAACCACAGCCUUUUGCCAUCUGGCCAAAAUUUCCAUUCAGUUGUUUGUCUUCCUCAGAUCUAUGGCAUAGCCAAAAUGCAGUACACACUGUCCUAUAAUGCCUCUGAAGUUCCUCUUCCUUUGUGCUUUUGUUGGGUGGUCCUCCUUUAAACUGUAGUACUUCUUGCUCUCAACUACUAGAAGCCUGUCGACCUACCAGUUCUUCAAAGUGUUGCUCAAAUCUCCUUGAAGUCUUCCCAUCCCAUUCUAGGUCACAGGAAGUCUUUCUCCUUUGAACUCUUAAGGCUUUAUUCCUUAUGCAAUGAAUUUGCAAUUAACUGUAGCUUUGUGAACAAUAUAGCCUCCUUCCUCAAUUCCUUUUUUUGUUCUUAUAUUUUCUUGUGUUUGUCUUCCAUUAGACAGGGUUUACUUAAGAAAGAAAACAAAAAACAAAACUUCUUGGGAACUUUCACAAAGUUCCAGUGUCCAUUAUAAAAUAGCAUCUCGGGCCCCUGGGUGCAACGGACUUUUGGCUUUGGCUCAGGCCAUGGGCUCAGUGUCCUGAGCCCCCAGUGGGGCUCUGCACUCAAGCGGCUGAGUCUGCUUGAGAUUCACUCUCCUCCUUCCCCUUCUGCUCCUCCCCCCAACUCGAGCUCUCUGUCAAAUAAAAUCUUUUAAAAACCGAA